AUGCAUAACGCGGGUUCCUACGACUGGGUCCCAAACGGAACGGAUGGCGCCGGCUCUCCUACCGUCGCCGGGUUGUUCUCCUCUCAACCGGUCGUUUCAACCGGCAGGCGCAGGGUUAAGCCCGGCCCCGGGGUAACCCACCGGUUACUUCACAUGGGUUCCACGCUAACCCUGGUUCUCUCGGUUGGCGCGAUGAUGUUUCUGUUUUAUCAGAGGUGGGCUGUGAUUGCCAGCUGGGGGGAGGUGGAUAACAAAGCGGCGCUUGAGAUCAAUUCCGGUUUGGGAGGAGUGGGUUCUGAGGAGCGUCUCAGGAGAGACCCUGUUCUAGAUCAGGGUUCUGAGGAAUGGUUUGAGAAUCAGUCUCAGGGUCGGGCGUUGGCGGCAGGCCGAAACGGAGGUUCCAGGAAUGAUGAUACUUCUGGCAGCAUAGACGACGAUCUGAGUGAAGGGGAGCGGAUUCCGCGCGACGAAGCGGAGUGGCGGAAGAAUUUGGGGAGCGGAACCAAUUCCGCAAAAGAAGCUUCCGGAAUGGAAGUGGGAGCUAGUGCGGACGAUCCGGAGGCUUCCGCGGACCAGGUUUCCGCCGGAAGGGUCAGUGGAAGCGGGGAAGUGUUGUCGAAGGAGGAAGCGAAAGUGGGCGCUGACGUAAUUGGUGGUUCAGCGGGGCGGAAUUCCGGCGAAAAAAGAGCGAGGGGGGAGAAGCUGAUGCUGGUGACGGGCGUCGAGGCGCGGCCGUGCACGACGCGGCGCGGUUCCGAGAUUGCGCUCAAGGGUUUGAAGAAUAAGAUUGAUUACGCCAGGCUGCACAAGUGGCCCCUGUGGUACAGCAUGGAGCUUCUCGACGAGGCCUACGAUCUGUACUGGAUGAAGUACCCGCUGCUCAAGUCGCUCAUGCGGGCGCACGCCGACGUCGAGUGGUUCAUGUGGGUGGACAGUGAUGCCUUCUUCACCGACAUGGCGUUCGAGGUUCCGCUGGACAAGUACAAAGAGCACAACCUGGUCCUCACCGGAAAGCGGAAAGACGUCGUCGAAAAUCCCCACUGGCUAGGUCUCAACGCCGGCAUUUUCCUGAUGCGCAAUUGCGACUGGUCGGUUCGUCUGAUGGACGCUUUGAUGGCGAUCGGCGAGAAGGGGAUCGUCCGCAACUCGAGCGCCUUUCUGUUGAACGACGUCGUCGCGGGGAGAGCGGAAGCAAGCGAUGACUGGCCCGCGGACGAUCAGUGCACGCUGAUCUACCUGCUGUCGACGCAAGCGCACUUGUGGGGGGACAUGACAUUCCUGGAUGAAGAGAUCCAUUACCACAGUUGGUGGGUCGACACUCUGGAGCGCCUCCCGCAGCUGGUACAAGGCAACGGUGUGACCGGCCCCGAAGGAAAGUGGCCGUUCAUAAGCCACUUUACAGGGUGCAAAUUCUGCCAUCAGCAAUUCGGGGACGAUACGCGAUACGACACCUGUCUAGAAAACUUUGACAGGAUCUACCACUUCGCAAACGACCAGGUUUUGAAAGGGUAUGGUUUGCGGCAUACGAGCUUGGGAGAUUCUAAAGUCGUACAAGUCUAG
This is a messenger RNA of Klebsormidium nitens, 1560 nucleotides long. The record is from the annotation of a GenBank genome assembly. Lineage: Eukaryota; Viridiplantae; Streptophyta; Klebsormidiophyceae; Klebsormidiales; Klebsormidiaceae.